AUGUCAGCCCUCAAAGGCGCCUCGGCGCCGAUUCACUUCGGCUCAUUUAUUGUAACACCGCAGGUCUUCCUCACAACACCUCUCUCAUUUGCUCUCGUGAAUCUGAAACCGAUCCUUCCCGGCCAUGUCCUCGUCUCACCGCGCCGCGUCGUCCCCCGAGUAACAGACCUGACGCCAGCAGAAACAAGCGACUUAUUCCUUACCGUGCGUCGAGUCGGCCGAAUGGUCGAGCGCGUCUACGGUGCCUCGAGCUUAAACAUUGCUGUGCAGGACGGUGUGUAUGCCGGACAGAGCGUGCCUCAUGUCCAUGCGCAUAUUAUCCCGCGCAAGGCAGCUGAUUUAGAUCAUCGUGGUGGCACGGACGCGGUGUACGAUUUACUGGAUGGUGAAGAAGGGGAUUUAGCUAAGGCAUACAAGGAUGCAAAGGCUGGAGAUGCGGACAAGACUGGCGAUGAGCCCGCGAAUGGGACGGACGCGCAGACCAGGAGAUCUAAGUUCCCCGCUGUCGAUAAUGAACAGAGACGUCCUAGAGGCGAGGCUGAAAUGAAGGCCGAAGCUGAGAUGCUGGCGCGGGAAAUGGAGAAUGAACCUCUGGAUUAA
Molecule: messenger RNA, 600 nt
Organism: Penicillium olsonii
Lineage: Eukaryota; Fungi; Ascomycota; Eurotiomycetes; Eurotiales; Aspergillaceae
Source: the annotation of a GenBank genome assembly